AUGGUGGUGCGAUCUCUGCAGGCUCCAGCCCAGCGGCUCGCUGCCACCUUGCUGCUUCUGCACCUGCCCUUCCACCUACAUCUGAAGCAGCAGCAGAGGCAGCACCGGGGCGGGCACCAGCAGGAGAGAGAAAGCGGCGCGGUGGGGACGCCAGAGUUGGCGCUGUGGGAGGCAACGCGCGAGCUGGGCGGGCAUCUCGCCCGCCUGCGUGCCUCGCUGAGGCGGCAGCAGCAGCACGGGCGUUGGCGGGCGAGGCUGGAGGCCAUGCUGGACGAACACAAGUCUCCGUCAUCAGUCCGUGAACAGCUCAAGGAUUUGACUAAGCAGUAUGACAAGUCCGAGAACGACCUCAAGGCUCUGCAGAGCGUGGGCCAGAAUGUGGGAGAGGUUCUCAAACAGCUCACUGAGGACAAAUUUAUCGUGAAGGCUACCAAUGGGCCUCGCUAUGUGGUCGGAUGUCGCAGACAGCUGGACAAGUCAAAGUUGAAGGCAGGAACCCGAGUGGCCCUGGACAUGACCACGUUAACCAUCAUGAGGUACCUGCCCAGAGAGGUGGACCCGCUGGUGUACAACAUGUCCCACGAAGACCCGGGCCAGGUCUCCUACUCGGAGAUCGGGGGGCUCACCGAGCAGAUCCGGGAACUCCGAGAGGUAAGGCCCACAGAGCUGUACAGAUCUUAUUCAGAAGCAACGUGGCCACAAAAAACCCAGAGGUCUCGGAGAAAAAUCCAUGAACCACGAGGAGAACAUGCAAACUCCAAAUAUACAGGCAUCAAGAUCGAGACCGAACCCACAACCUCCUGUACAAAAGGUAAGGUAGUUAACAUCUCGCCACCAUGGGGCUCCACUCUCUGACUCGCAGCCACCCACUCACCUACCCAUUCAGCCACAUACCCAUUCAGCCACAUACACACUAAAAGACCCAUAUCAGCAUAUAAGUGGUCUUGUAUUCACUCAGUAAAUGAAGUUUAAUAUAAAAUUGUACACUCACAGGAUCGAAAUAAAGAUGACAUUGCACAUCGGAGUAAACCGAGUCGCGGCUAUGAUAAAAUUUAGCAUUUGCAUAACAUUGAUUUAUUAGCAUACAAAAUGACUUUUUGCAGAGCGAUUUAAUACAAAAGUCUGAUAGACUACAAAAUAAAAGUACAUACAAACCAGGCAUCAACACCGUUGCUUUGUAUGAUCUGUGAAACGCAGAAAAUUUCAGAUAAAAUCGGACAUUUUGAGCUUGCUGCUGUAUCGACUGAGUGGAAUCAAUACAAUUAGUAUCGAUUCACAAUCAACAAAGACCAUAUAUGGGAAAAUCUCUGAUCGGUGAUUUUGAUUGCAUAGUAUUGCAGCGCCCCUUUGAUGAUGUUAUAAAGCACUUGCCCCAACAGUCUGUUAAAGGCUACACGGGGAUCUUUGUGUGCGAGUAGCUCACAGAUCCUUGAGAGAUCUGAACACUGUCCGAUCAUCAGCGAGCUCCUCCGGCAGGCGAGGCUGCGUUGGCGGUUGUCUGUGCAUUCAGAGGUGUUAACUAUCCCACGCAGAGAAGUCUGCUUACAGGACAUAAGAGGUUCUUCACGUACCGUGCCCCGUGUCACCUGAAUGUUAAAUGGGGCUCCGGUAAUUCAGUGUCCACCGCCGAAUCAUCUUUCACCAUCACCACGCGUCCAUUAAGGCCAAUGUGACGAGGCCAUAGAUAGACAACGCGUUAAAACGGGGUGGGGAGGGGGGGGCAAGAAAAACGUCGUACUACGUGACAUCACAACACCCUGCACGCAGCCAUAGUGGCUGAUUAGGGUGCGCAUCAUUUACGAAUAUGUGGUUUAAGUGGUUGAGAGUAGAUUUUGGUGUAAAUUGAUCACGAUGCUUUGCGCAGCCUGCAUUUAAAAUUUCAUGCGUGGGUGCGUGAGCAGAUAUGAGUGGGUGAGUGCGUGAGUAAGCCGGUGAGUAUGUGGGUGGAUGGAGGGAGCUGGGCGGGCACGGCAUGGGCUGGAGUGGAGGUGGACUGAUGCGGUACGGGAGGAUGUGGAGCUGAGUGGGCUUUGCCGACGACUGGUACCAGUGGUGUCGAGAUCGGCCUCUGCAGGGAGGCUCGUGAAGGAUGCUUCUACUUGGCAGUUGGCGACACUCGCCCUCCAACAACAACGGAGGAGUGACGCUCACAACAACGAGCAGAACACCGGAUGAUAAAUAUGCAGCAAUUUGGCACAGUACGGGGUACAGGUGGUG
Molecule: messenger RNA, 2217 nt
Organism: Lethenteron reissneri (Far Eastern brook lamprey)
Lineage: Eukaryota; Metazoa; Chordata; Hyperoartia; Petromyzontiformes; Petromyzontidae
Source: RefSeq, a predicted model, not a curated record